AUGGCAUCCUCUUCUUCUCCUCCUCCUCCUCCUCUGCGCAUGGCGGUUUCACCACAAACACCAAAGCAGAGCUUGAGCCACAAAGUAUUCGUCUCUAAAUCUGAUUUCAGUACGCUUCUUGAGGGCGAGGAUAAAUCUACUUCUGCUACGACGAAAUUGCGGCGUAUGGGAAGAAGAUCAGCUCCGCUCUUCCUCGUUAUUAUUGAAGGAAAGCACAUUUUCAAUGUUUCAUAUCCUCACCAGUACUGCUUCGUACGUUCCAUAUUAAUUGCGGGCAAUGUGCAUGACUUUUUUAGGUUUGUCCCCCCACCAAAUUUCAACAUUUCUAAAAUGACUUUACAGGUUGAAAUGUCUCAAGACAAAAGGGUUAAGGAUGUUAAAGCUCCACUACUGCAAAUAGCAUUCAAGAAAACAUUUUCCAUGAAAGUUGUGCAUGUUGAUGAGAAAUUUUCCAUCAAAUUCAAAGGAGCACAAAUUCUUCUUACUCUAAUGGAAGCUCGUUGUGGUCACCAUUCCGUGGACCAAGGAUUGCUUACUCAUGAUUCUGAAAUUUAUUUUGAAAUCUUAGAGGGCAAUGUCAAGAUUAUUGAUCAGAUCUACGACCAAGAUAAGUUGUUCAGGAGAAGAAUCCAUGUGAAUAUUUUGGAGGAGCAGCUUACCUCUUUGGGCAUUGGAGGCAUGACAUCCACAUUCAUGAAAUUGUUUGAAAAAGCAUUUGCAACAAGGACUCUGCCCUCGGACGUAAGCAAAAGGUUAAGCAUAAAUCAUGUCAAGGGUGUGCUAUUGUAUGGCCCCCCUGGAACUGGAAAAACAUUAAUUUCCAGGAAAAUAGCUGCGCUGCUGAAUGCUCGAGGUCCAUGGGUUGUAAGGGGGCCUGAAGUUUAUGCCAAGUACCUAGGAGAGUCGGAGGAAAAAAUGAGGGAAUUAUUCAAGCCUGCUCUUGAUGACCAAAAAAAAUAUGGAAAUAUGAGUCCACUGCAUAUAAUUAUCAUUGAUGAAAUUGAUUCGGUUGCAAGAAUUGAUGGAUUUGACCAUUUGAAUAAUAUAUUUCUUAUUGGAACUACAAAUCGACCCGAUAUAAUUGAUGGAGCAUUAUUGAGGCCCGGUCGGCUGGAACUCAAUCUAGAGAUUUCCUUUCCCGAUGAACAAGGAAGGGAACAAAUUCUGAAGGUGCAUUCAAGAAAUAUCCAGAAAGAAGGAAUCCUUCAAUUGGAUUUUGAUUUCAAACAACUUGCUUCAAUGACUGAAAAUUGGAGUGGCGCUGACUUGGAAUCCCUUGUUCGACAAGCACUUUCCAGUGCUAUAGUUCGAGCAAGCAACGGUUUCCAGUGUUUUGAGGAGGAGAAGCUCAGAAUUACUGAAAAAGAUUUCCUUGAUUGUUUCUAUCAUAUUCAAAAUAUGAAGGAGCGUGGAGGGGCAUGAGUCUCAUGUCGGUGGCUACUCGUAUUACUCUACACUUUUUUUCAACAGUACUUUUUCAUGGUAAAUUGAUCUGUUGUAGACUGCUAUAUCCUCAAUGCAUUUGCUUGUAAACAUUAUGCCACUUUAUUUUGUCAUUAUUAUUGACUGAACAAAUAGAGAUUUUCUUUGAACUAGUCAUAAACUCAAAGAAUUGUAGCUCUGCUGAUGUAGAAAUCGUACCUGGUCUUUAAUAUAGUAAUUUGUUUCUCAAA
Molecule: messenger RNA, 1673 nt
Organism: Malania oleifera
Lineage: Eukaryota; Viridiplantae; Streptophyta; Magnoliopsida; Santalales; Ximeniaceae
Product: vesicle-fusing ATPase-like
Exons: 9
Coding region: 1-1422 (473 amino acids)
Biological process (GO): intra-Golgi vesicle-mediated transport; Golgi to plasma membrane protein transport; SNARE complex disassembly
Cellular component (GO): Golgi stack
Molecular function (GO): ATP hydrolysis activity; ATP binding
Source: RefSeq, a predicted model, not a curated record